Pyrenophora tritici-repentis Pt-1C-BFP is the source of this 1243-nucleotide messenger RNA. RefSeq names its product GCD7, Translation initiation factor 2, beta subunit (eIF-2beta)-eIF-5 N-terminal domain protein. Gene Ontology annotation, cellular component: eukaryotic translation initiation factor 2 complex. Gene Ontology annotation, molecular function: translation initiation factor activity; mRNA binding; translation initiation factor binding. Gene Ontology annotation, biological process: formation of cytoplasmic translation initiation complex; translational initiation; formation of translation preinitiation complex. NCBI's taxonomy places the organism in Eukaryota, Fungi, Ascomycota, Dothideomycetes, Pleosporales, Pleosporaceae. The record is from RefSeq and is a predicted model, not a curated record.
GCCCUUGUUCUUUCACCACCGACCCUCUACAACACCGAAAACGACGAAUUCAUCCCAAAUAAUCUGCGCUACAAGACCGAAGCAGAUAAUUCGACUACAACCGCAAUCAUGGCUGAUACUGACGAUCUUCCCGACCGCAAACCUCGCAAGUCUGUCCAGUUCUCAGAAGGCGCCACCAUUGUUGACAGCAACGGUGAAGUCACCGAGUCGAUCGAUAUGAACGGCAGCAAAGAUUCCGCCGAGGCCCACUCCUCAGGCGCUGCAGGCGACGACAAAGAAGUCGACGAGGUUACCGACAUGUUCGCUGACCUUGCUAAGAAGAAGAAGAAGAAGUCGACCAAGAAGAAGGAGGGGGAGGAGGAAGAUGGCGCAGAGGGCGACUUUGCUGCUCUCAAGAAGAAGAAGAAGUCCAGCAAGAAGAAGGUCGAGGACGACUUCGAAGCCAAGCUCGCUGCCGCCGGCGGAGACAAGCCCGAAGGCGAAGAGGAGGCCGCCACUCCCGAACCCGAAGUACAAGAAGGCGAUAUGAUGAAGGGAACCGGCAUCUGGCAACACGACUCGACAGCGCCCAUCAACUACACCCUUCUCCUCAACCGAUUCUUCACACUUCUACACGCGCAACAUCCCGACCUUGCAAGCUCGGGCACAAAGAGCUACAAAAUCCCACCCCCACAGUGCAUGCGCGAAGGCAACAAGAAGACUGUGUUCGCCAAUCUCGCUGAGAUUUGCAAGCGCAUGAAGCGUUCAGACGAGCACGUUGCCCAGUUCCUCUUCGCCGAACUGGGUACUAGCGGUUCCUUUGCUGACCAGAAGCGCUUGGUUAUCAAGGGUCGUUUCCAGCAAAAACAAUUGGAAAACGUUCUCAGGCGGUAUAUCGUCGAGUACGUGACUUGCAAGACCUGCCGUUCACCCGACACGGAUCUGUCCAAGGGAGAGAACCGUCUCAACUUCGUCACCUGCAACAGCUGUGGUUCAAGGCGUUCGGUACAGGCCAUCAAGACUGGUUUCUCGGCCCAAAUCGGAAAGAGGCGGAGAAUGGUGGGUUAGAAAAAUUGGUUUUACGCGCUUCACAAGGUUUACGGCUGGUAUGGUAUUGCUUUGGCUUCUUGAUAGACGCCAUGACUGUUUCUGUUCCAGUCUCGCUGGUGUAGGGUUUUCACAAUGGAUUCCACGGUAUAUGGAGGUUCGCUGGCUGUACAUUCAAGACGGGUUAGGAACAUGAACAAUUCAUUUUGUUGACGAC